Molecule: messenger RNA, 1746 nt
Organism: Rodentolepis nana
Lineage: Eukaryota; Metazoa; Platyhelminthes; Cestoda; Cyclophyllidea; Hymenolepididae
Source: the annotation of a GenBank genome assembly
CUGUUAGUCACUGGGGAGAAAUCCUUUUUCCUUCAACCGGGAGAAAGCCUUCUUGAUGGCAUACAGGAUGUGUAUGUCUUAAGUGAAGAAGACGGACUGGUUCUCAAAGCCCUUGAAAACUUUAUAGAUGGGGACAAGGUGAGAAUUUCGCUUCGAAACGGUGAAAAUCAACGCUUAGCUGGUGAGGAAUGGAUGCUAGUUGGUCCGCAGGAGUAUGUUCCACCGAUAGAAGUGCAGGUUGUAAAGUCCCAAAAGGCAAUCCCACUGGCGGACAAUGAAGGCAUCUACGUUCGAGAUCGGAUAACAGGCAAAGUGCGGUCGGUUGUGGGGACUACCUACAUGUUAACACAGAAUGAAGAGCUCUGGGAAAAGUCGCUCUCUCCUGCUGUUGAGGAACUACUGAGGUCCACCAAGGACCCUUUGGCUGACAGGUCGGUGGUUGGAGCCUCAGCUCGGAAACAGGCUGGUAGAGGCCCUAUGAAUAUUCAGAAUGAGUCGUCAAAGUUGGACGCAACACGAGUGGUUAGCUACAAAGUUCCACACAAUGCUGUGGCUCAGAUCUAUGAUUACAAGAGGAAGAGGGCUCGCUUUGCCUUUGGUCCAGAUUUGGUGAUGUUGGACGCCGAUGAAGAAUUCACAGUUCUGAGUCUCUCUGGUGGCAAACCAAAGAGACCCAACUUGAUUCGAUCACUCUGUCUUCUGUUGGGUCCAGAUUUCUGCUCGGAUUCAUUGGUGGUUGAAACUGCUGACCAUGCGCGCCUUUCAAUCCAACUCUCCUACAAUUGGCAGUUUGAGAUUUCCCCGGAAAGAACCUACGAUGAGGCCUCGAAGCUCUUCUCUUUGCCCGACUUUAUUGGAGAUUUCUGCAAAGCCCUGGCUGCUCGGGUGAGAGGUGCUGUUGCAUCCGUGACCUUCGACAAAUUCCACAAGAACUCAGCCAGUCUCAUUCGAGAGGCCGUGUUUGGUAAGGAUGCUGAAGGGAAUGUGAACGAGAGAUUCGUGUUCCCCCAAAACAAUCUGGUGAUCACCAGUGUAGAUAUUCAGUCGGUGGAGCCAGUGGACCAGCGAACUCGCGAUGCCCUUAUGAAGUCAGUGCAACUGGCUAUUGAGAUAACCAGUAAUUCUCAGGAGGCAUCUGCUAGGCAUGAGGCUGAGAGGCUUGAGCAGGAGGCGAGAGGUCGACUAGAGCGCCAGAAGAUUGAAGACGAGGCUUCUGCAGAGGAGGCGAGAAGGAGUCUUCUUGAAUUACAGGUGCAGUUGGCAACUCUGGAGAGCACAGGUCAAGCAAGAGCAGAGGCUCAGAGUAAAGCUGAGGCCAUGAGAAUUGCCUCUCAGGCGGAAGUUGAGAAGGCCCGACUGGAAGCCGAAGCUGAUGCAAUCAAGACCUCGUCCGAGCUCAAUCGCUUGAGGAGUGCCCGUGAAACGGAGCUUGAAUAUCUGGUUAAAAAGAACGAGAUCUUUCUUCAACGUAGACGUCAAGAAUUGGAGAUGGAGACUGAUUUCUAUCUCAAGAGGGUUGCUGCUAUUGGAUCAGAGAAUCUGAGAGAUAUUGCCUGUUCUGGUGCUGAACGCGAUGUGCGCAUGCUGAAGGCGUUGAAUUUGAAGAGCACCCUCAUCACAGACGGAAAGACACCUGUAAAUCUUCUAGACGCUACUGCUGGUUUGAUCGGUCAAACUACUGGUGGGGUGUUCAACACUCCCAUUGUUGAACAUCCUGACGGAGAUCGUGAUAUGCUUUCUAACUAG